AUUAGAAACGAGAGUUGCUGCAGUUUCUCUCGCGAUACUUCGUCAGUGUUCGCGGAAUACUAUGGCUGCCGUGUCGCUGAGGUCCUGCCGCAGAGGACUUUCACUAAUGUUGAGAAAUGCAGGGGUCGCAGCUGUGCCUUCACAGCACCUACAAGUUGACAGAAGACACAAAUCUACAGUUCAGUUUGCAUCCAGACCAGACCUUCCAAAGCUAGCCUACAGGAGGGUGAAGGGGAAGAGCCCAGGGGUGGUGUUUCUGCCGGGCUAUGGCUCCAACAUGAAUGGGCGGAAAGCUGAGGCACUGGAGGAGUUCUGCAGGUCGUUAGGGCACUCAUACCUCAGGUUUGACUACACAGGACAUGGGGCUUCAGAAGGGGAGUUGGCUGAGGGAACAGUUGGUACCUGGAAAAAAGAUGUUCUCUUUGUGUUGGAUGAGUUAACAGAGGGAACGCAGAUACUGGUGGGGUCCAGUUUGGGCGGUUGGCUCAUGCUGCUGGCAGCCAUUGCAAGACCAGAGAAGACUGCUGCAUUGGUUGGCAUCGCUUCUGCCGCUGAUCACUUUGUCACAUGGUUCAACUCUCUUCCAUUAGAGACCCGCAAGGAGUUAGAGGCCAAAGGGGAGUGGUCACUGCCCACCAAACACACAGAGGAAGGUGUUUACAAGUUCAGCAUGGACUUCUUGCGUGAGGCAGAAAACCACUGUGUGCUUCAAAGCCCGAUCCCCAUAACCUGCCCCGUACGGCUCAUUCACGGCCUCAAAGACGAGGACGUUCCCUGGCACAUUUCCAUGCAGGUCGCAGAGCGCGUCCUCAGCCCCGACGUGGACAUCAUUCUGAGGCGAAACGGCCAGCACCGCAUGUCAGAGAAGGACGAUAUCAAGCUUAUGGUCUACACUAUUGACGAUCUGAUAGACAAGCUGACCACCUUGGUCUGAAGGGAUAGAGGAGAUAUUCAGGAUAUUAAAAUAAAGAGAAAUCGACUGUUAACUGUGAAGGCAGCCCUCAAGGGGAAAUAACCAAACAACAACAUGUCCUGCCAAACGACAUCUUUGAUGCAUAAGAUUGGUUUUUUUCCUAUAUUUUCUCUCUCAUUGCUACCAAGUCAACAUGUCGUUAAGUUGCAAGCAAUAAUGAACCCUACAAAAUUCAGGUUGCAUUUGUAUGUUUCAUGUUGUAUUAAGUAUUAUGUUGACCAGCCAUAUUUGCUGUUAUUCUUACUGUUAGGCUGUUUUCCUUCUAUCUCCUAGUAGACACACAGUUUUCCUGUGCCUUUUUAUCCUCUUUUCAUCUGUUAUUUUUGCCAAUAAAACCUCUGCACACUAGA
Girardinichthys multiradiatus is the source of this 1323-nucleotide messenger RNA. RefSeq names its product abhydrolase domain containing 10, depalmitoylase b (gene abhd10b). Gene Ontology annotation, molecular function: hydrolase activity, hydrolyzing O-glycosyl compounds; palmitoyl-(protein) hydrolase activity. The transcript is spliced from 5 exons. Gene Ontology annotation, cellular component: mitochondrion. Lineage: Eukaryota; Metazoa; Chordata; Actinopteri; Cyprinodontiformes; Goodeidae. Bases 62 to 934 code for a protein of 290 amino acids. The record is from RefSeq and is a predicted model, not a curated record. Gene Ontology annotation, biological process: protein depalmitoylation.